GACCUCUUCACAAACGACCGGAGCAGAGGCAGACAAGCCUCACGCCUGCCAGACCAGGAGAAGACACGCAGACACAGUUUCAAGUCAAUAUCCUAAAGGCUUCACUUCUACCUUUACUUCACUGUAAUACUUUCACUAUCUAAAGAGGAGGGUGAUGAGUUCUUGCUGGGGUGACCAGGGAGAAAGGGCUGAGCUAAAAUGAUGAAAAUGAUGACUUUCUUCCAAACAAACCCCUCAAUGUCUCCCCAGUAUGAGUCUGGAACCAGCCCUGUUGGCAGAAAGCCCUCGGCAGUGUCAGAGACAGAAUCUGACUCAACUUCCGUGGCCUCCUCUGAGGAUCUCUCUCCCCAAAAGGAGGGGGGCUCAAUCCCAUUCAAAGAAGAAAAAAAGAAGAAAAAGAAGAAAGGAAUCAUAAAGAUGCUUGAUGUGUUUGCCAAAGGGAUAAGAAGAAAGAGUCAUUCAGAACCCACUGCUGAAGUUCCAGAGACUGAAGUUAAGCCUGAUGCCCCACCCCCCACAGUGGAGGAGCUCUACUCGGCGCUAGAGCAAGGGCGGCUGGAUAUGGCACAUCACCUUCUGAUGCUGGAGCGGGCGCUGGUACGGGAUGCAGCCGGGAUGAACGAGGAGGAUCUGAUCCGCCAGCAAAGCAAGGUGGAAGCCUUGUAUACCCUGCUGCGGGUGGCUGUGCUGUCCGUGGUUCACCAGCCCCUGGAGAAGGAGCCUGCGCUUCUGCACCAGGCCCUGAAGAUCAUCCUGGAGCAGGAGCAGGAAGACCAGCGGGUGCUGGCUGAGGCGAGGGGGCCCUCUGCUCUGGCCACCACUCGGCCCCGGCGUUGGCUCAGACUGUGGCAAGAAGGCGUGAGACGCUCUGUGGAGGAGCGGAUGAAUCGGACCCCCUCCACUACCCUGGAUGCACCCAGGCCCGCGGUCACGGAGGCCGGCUCGGAGGCUGCCCAGAGCUUCAUACACAUGGGCAAGACGAUGAAGGAAGACCUCCUGGUUGUGGCCCAGCGCCUCCAGCCGCUCUACCCAGCUGAGUUCGAUGUGUUCCGCACCUAUGCCCAGCACUACCAUAACUAUUUCUCAAGCCAGCUCAACUCCAUGGUUCAGUUCGAGCUUAAUGAGCAAGACACCACCCUGCUGCUUCUCUGGGUGCAUAACUUCUACCCCAAUGACAUCAUCAAUAAUCCAAAGUUAUCAAAGGAAUUUCAAAGAGCUGACUUAGGGAGCCUCCUGCCACCCAAAGAGAUCCACAAACUGGAGGUCACCUACCUAUCUAAUGAAAUGGCAAACACCCAGGAAUUGAUGAUGCGGGGGCUGGAGCUAGAAGUGAAGAGAUGGUCAGAAGACAAGGAGCCCAUGAAACUAGAAGGGUACUUCCACAGUGAACUCCCAAUUGACAUCAUCCAGAUUAUCUCCGGGACACAAUUCAAGGCUGAGAACAUCACAGUGGCUCUGGGCAAACAAAUAAGACCUCUGCUGAUGGCUAAACUCUCCUCCUUCUUGAAAAGCUACCAGCAAGCCUUUACAGACUUCACGGAGAAAAACAAACAGAAGCAUUACAGAGCCAUCAUUAUGGCCAACAUCAACAACUGCCUGACAUUCAGGACCUCCAAUGACAAGGAUUCAGAGGUUCCCAGCUACAUCUUCUACUCCCUGAGUGAAAUCGAGCAAAGUGGUUUCAACAUACUCCUCCAAGACCUGUUCUUGGAACUAAAGAGUCGGUUCAAGAAGCUGACACAGACACGCUGGACCACUCAUGAGGAAACUGUGGCAGAAAUCAUUAAGAUCACCAGUGGCUAUCUGCCAGAAUUCAAGGCCCUAAGAAAACGGUACCAAGAGGACAUCAUGGAAGCCAUCCACGUAUACCUGGUGAAGGAAUAUAUCAUUCGGCUCUGCAAGAAGCAGUUAGUGCUGAAAACUGCUGAACUUCAGCAAAACCUGGCCCGGUGGAUCUUGAUGGAUGCUAAGAACAUCCAGUGCUUCUGUGCUGAGAAUGGAUCUCCUGCAGCUUGGCUAGAGCCAGCCCUCCCUACCCUGGCAGAAAUCAUUCAUCUCCAGGAUACUAGCGCCAUCAAGAUUGAGGUGGCAACUUUUGCUAGUAGAUUUCCAGACUUCAGCAAAGGACACUUGGGAUCCAUCCUGAUCAUCAAGGGCAACUUGAGCAACAGUGAAAUCAAAAGCAUUAAAAAUAUAUUGGACGAUAGCACUUUGUUGACAAAAUCCUCCAAGUCCUUAUUUUCACAUAUAAAGGUUAGUUAGCUUUUAACCACAGCCUGGCCUGACCUGGCUCCUUGUUGCGUCCAUGGCCCUGACAACUCAAGACAAUCACGGAGAGACUGGAAUUUACUUCACUAUCCCCUUCUAUUAAUGAGUAGGUCAAACUAGAUGAUCUCUAAGGUACCUUUCAGUUCUGAUAUUCUCUGGCUCUAAGUCACUUCUCGUGUCUGGCCUUCAGUUGAGAUUUGUUCCAGAUCGAAUAUUCUGUGUUCUGUGACUUCAAAACUUAUUCCAACUCUGGGUUCUCUGGCCUGUGACUAUCCACCCCCUGCCAGCUCUGACAAAUUGCGUUUUCUCCUACCUCUUGCGUUCCUUCAGUUGUAUGAGGAUGAGACCAAGAGAGGAGAGAUGCCUUCCCCAAAUUUCACAGCCAGAAAAUGUCUGAGUGAGCCUAGAAUCCAGGUCUCUUACCUCCCACCUUGGGCUUUCUCUCCUGCUCUCCACAGUCAGAACACUGAAGCCCAAAGUCAGAUAGGAAAGCUCCCAGGAGAAAGCUGCCCUUCCCACCAGCCUCUUUUAUCGAAGGGCUCGCUCUGCUCUAUUCCUCUUCUCUCCAGGUUCCUCCUAGCUACCAUGAAAUGUUCCUCAGUAGGUUUGGCACAAGACCUCUUGUACCUGACUCUGAUUUCCCCCCACACUUGGGAGCAGCCUGCUGAGGCCUAAAGUCAGGAUGGGAAAUGGAAGCCCUCAAGGUCCUAUGUUGGGAGAUCAUGUUCAAGGAGCUCUUAGUGGAGAGAGAUAGACUUUGCUCUCUGGACUUUCACCUGAACCUCUUGGAAACAACAUGUGUUCUCAUUUUCUCUUUUCUAGAGUUAUGCCUUCAGGUACUUUCAUAGACACAAAUGUGAACACACUUGAAAUAUAAUUAUCCUUUCCAUAUCCUUCUGGGAAGCCAGAAGGAUUGGCUCUGAGAGGUGUUUCUAGACCAAGCAUCUUAGAAUUCUCUUUCCCUUCCAUUAUUGGUGUUUAAAAUCUCUUAGUGACCAUGAUUGGAGCAUGAGUCCAGGGAUGCUCUGUCUCCCUUUUUGGGCUGGAGCCCCAGAUUAAUGUAAAUUUUGUAUAUUGUAGAGAACUUUUUCUUUGUAUGUCUUUAUAUCUGGAAUUUGUACCUAAGUUUUUAUAGUUUGUUAUUAAAAGUUCUACUGAAGAAUUUCAGUUGGAAUGUC
Molecule: messenger RNA, 3446 nt
Organism: Sarcophilus harrisii (Tasmanian devil)
Lineage: Eukaryota; Metazoa; Chordata; Mammalia; Dasyuromorphia; Dasyuridae
Gene: TNFAIP2
Product: TNF alpha induced protein 2
Exons: 13
Coding region: 199-2262 (687 amino acids)
Biological process (GO): exocyst localization; exocytosis
Cellular component (GO): exocyst
Molecular function (GO): SNARE binding
Source: RefSeq, a predicted model, not a curated record